Messenger RNA from Penicillium argentinense, 1125 nucleotides. RefSeq lists its product as uncharacterized. Bases 1 to 1125 code for a protein of 374 amino acids. The transcript has a single exon. NCBI's taxonomy places the organism in Eukaryota, Fungi, Ascomycota, Eurotiomycetes, Eurotiales, Aspergillaceae. The record is from RefSeq and is a predicted model, not a curated record.
AUGCCGUCUUCCUCGCCUACCGUCCCCGGUCUGACGAGCGGCGAGUCUUCGUCCGUCUCCUCAGAUACCAGCAUCAGUUCCAGCGGGACUGGCGGCGCUGCUCGUGAAGAAGAAACUGGGAUACCCGUAGGACCAGGAGAGACCGAGACAAGAACAGGGACAGGAUCGCGCAAUCAAAACGGCAGUCGACGACAGAGCCAGCGACAGAGUGUGGAUAGAGAGAGGGUACCGGUGACAGUGACGUCGACGCCAACAUCGGUCAUAUCUGGUCGCACUGGGUCUCGGUCUCGCGCAAGUAUACACGCAGAAGGGACCGCUCCAUCGCGCGCCUCGAUUUCGUCCUGGAGUACCGGCGGCCCGUCCAUUUCCUCCGUACCAUCGCAACCAGCCACACACGAAGAUGAAGGCGGCGAUGGUGAUCAGGACGCAGGCGCAGAUGCGGUCGAUACCCGCAUUUACACUUGUCUCUUCCACAUGCUGGACUGUCAUGAAUCCUUCGCGGAUGAGAAUAACUGGCGCACGCAUGUCCUGAGCCACUUCCGUACACAUCCAACCCCGCGCACAGCUCGAUGCCCCCUCUGUCCGAACAAGUUCGUCGACGGCCAUCCGCACCCGCUCUCCUCACCGAUACCGGGCGAGAAGGACGAGAAAGAGGCCGCUGCCUCGACCGAAGCCGCAGCCGCAGCCGCAGCCGCAGCAGACGAUGACCUCAACUCCCGCACCACAAUCCGGCGCGUGGACUCAGGCACAGAUGUCCGUGACGACGGACCUUAUACGGGACUAGACCUGGAUGCGGACGACGAGCACGGGAAUGACACCAGCUCAGCCUGGAAUAGACUUCUUCAACAUGUCGGAGGGCACUAUCGCGCCGGCCAGACGCUGGCCGGGUCACGGCCGGACUUUGAACUCAUGCGAUAUCUGUAUGGGAGGCGGAUUAUCUCUGACGCGCAGUUCAAGGCGAUGCAGCUUGCGCCGGCGCCGUCGAGCCCUGCCUAUCAUGCUUCGCAGGAUGGGGUGAGGGCUAGUAUUGGGUCGUCGGAUGAGCCGUAUUGUGCGCCUUAUAGUCGGCGGAGGGAGGAGAGGAUGCGGGGCCAGCAGAAGGGGGUCAGUGUUGGUGUUGUUUGA